AUGCGAUUAAUACUUAGUCAAUUCUAUGCCUUCAUCGCUAUUUUAACCAUUUUACGUAAUAUUAAGGUCACUGCUUCAUCUUCCUUUGAAAAAUCAACAUCUGGUUUAGUUUCCAUUAAUGCAUAUCCUUUUGGAUCGAUCGCGUCUUGCAAGCAGAUUCCUCAAGCAGCUGUUAAUUACUGUGGGCUUAAUUAUAAAACGGCGGCGAGUUCUGCCAAUCUCGCUCCAGAAUUAACCUUAGUUAUAUACCAUAUUCUGAUGGUUAUUACUAAUCUUCCUAAUAUUCAAGCGUCGGAUCAAUGUGUUCAAAAUGUUAAACAUUUGUACUGUGGUUUAGUAUUUCCGCGCUGCGAUGCCAGUAAAAGUCAAAUUACGUUUAAUACAACCAACUGUUAUGAGGCUACUGGAGCAUGUUCAUCGGUAGUUAACAGUGUUAUUCGACGAAUUAAACUAUGUCAGUUUGCUCCACAUGGCAAUUUUGAAUUGGACACCUGCGUGAAACCUCCUACUAUCAGCUAUCUUCACUGCCCUAGUAAUCCAAAUCUUGUUACUGUACCUAAAUAUCUAAUACUGAAUCGAAUUUUAGUCGAUGUAGCCACAACAUAUGAUGUGGAUCUCCUCAGGGAUAAAGGAGCUACAGAGCAAUGUAUUCAAAAUUAUGUUAAUUUAUUAUGUCAAUCGAUACCAUUCUGCUCCCCAGAUAAGAAAUCAUUAAUGACAACAGUGACCAAAGAAAUGUGCUAUAAUGCUGUAAACUGGAAGAGCUCAAUUUCUACAUUUGAAUAUAAAUGCCUUGUUACUCCUUGCAAUAACUUUACUGUGUUUCCAUACCAUUCUUCUGGAGUGAUUAAGUUUAUUGGAAUGCUUAAUAUUGAAUAG
This is a messenger RNA of Trichoplax adhaerens, 879 nucleotides long. RefSeq lists its product as uncharacterized. Gene Ontology annotation, molecular function: protein binding. The record is from RefSeq and is a predicted model, not a curated record. The transcript has 3 exons. The coding region runs from base 1 to 879 and encodes 292 amino acids. NCBI's taxonomy places the organism in Eukaryota, Metazoa, Placozoa, Uniplacotomia, Trichoplacea, Trichoplacidae.